UCUGAUCUCUGUCCAGAUAGUAGUCCAGAACGCAGAAGUUUAGAAGAAGAAGACGAAGAAGAAGAAGAACUGAGAGGGGCAGAGGAGAAGGUGGAGAUGGAGAGGUGGGAGGAGGAGGGUCCAUGCUCCCUGAUCCAGUGUCCAGGCACGAACCUGCUGACGCAAGGUGCCGCCCUGGAGCUGCUGAAGACUCGCCCUCGACGAUGGAGCUAUGGCGCUCACAGCUCUGGGGAUGAUGAAGUGAUGCUGAGCGAUCUUUGGCAAGGCUAUCAGGAGGCUACUAGCUUGGAGAAUGGCCAGCGGGCAUUUGAGGCUUUCCUCAUGUCUUUCAUCAGAGUCUAUGAGAACUGGACUCCUACAGAGAAUCCUGUUCCUCUGUCGCAGUUGCAUCCGACAGAUGUGCCACCUCGCCCUGUAUAUGGGGAAGGGUUAUUUGGAACCCCUCUGCUGCAAGGUGGCCAGGGUGAUGUCAUCAUUGGCUGUGCGUCUGGGCAUCCAACACGUGUCAUUCUUGGACUCGUGCAGGAGUUGAAGAUGGUCCGGAAGAUGAUCGCACAAGCAUCAGUGAGCCAGGAUGAUGUGGAACUGAAGCUUCGAGAUGCGGAGGAGAAUGCAUUCGGUUUAAGCUUGCUGCACGCGCUAAAUAUCGCUACUCGGUCUGCCCACAACAGAAGAAUAUUUGUGUUCUAUGAAGGUUUUGGAAACCUCAUGCGAUUGAUGAAAGCUGCUGUGAUACAAGUGAAGGCCGUUGCAACAGCAAUGACGAGUGACAGGAAUCCCAGCUCGCUCAUCUUCACACAGUUGACAUUUUUGCAGUUGCUCCUUGCACACGUCAUUUCCAUUGUUGCAAACUUUGUGGAGGCAGAACUCAAUCAUCAGUCCAGGUAUUCAGAAACCAGAUCAUCUUCCCCAAGGAGCAGACCUGGCUCAGGUAGUUGGGGUAUUGGCAUCGGAGCCGCCGAUACGCUUUCGUACCCUGGAAGUGCUGGUAGUAGCCGACCAAGCAGCCGGCCAGCAAGUCCUCGACAUCGACAUUAUGGUGGUGGGAGUGGGAAUGCAAGCCCGGUGAACCCUCACUUCACGUCCAUGGAAUCUGUACCACUACUGGAGACUAAUGGAUUGAAUUGGUGUGUUGAGCUUUUGCGAAUCCUCCGUCGAUUGCGAGUUGAAGGUCUGUUGAACGACUCCGCUCUUGAACGGCUGACACUACGCACCCUCAGAUCAGCAAUUGCAUGCAGCUACAGAGUACAAAACCAUUUCCGAAGUAUUGGUGGGCUGGACGUUUUGCUGGAUGGCCUUGGAUGGCCCUCCUUGCGGGGCUUGUUUCGCGAACGGCUCUCUGCUGGACAUCUGCCUGGCGAAGAUGACCGGAUUGCUGGCCAGCUGGAGGCAGAGUUUCAGAUGCAGCUACUCUCUCUCCGGGUGAUACGAGAAGCUGUGUAUCCUUUUCGUCUUCCCCAUUUGAGUCAAAAGGUUUGGACCUCUUAUGUGCUGGACACCAUUGCUGGUCUGGGGUAACAUGUUUCAUGUUUCACCAGUUUUCCCUGAGUCUGCAGCUAGCUUGAGGCUGGGAGAGAUCCUGUAAAGGUCUGGUGCACCUUUGCUAUAGAAGUCUGUUCUCACAGAGAAACAAACAAACAUGAUUCAUUAGGGGCCUGGAAACAUUCCAUAUUGGCCUUUAACGACUUUGCAAAGCUGUGCUGAGAGCCUUUGAAGAAGGAACAAGUUCAGAGCAAAAGAAACUGCCUGGUAGCCUGGUGCUGCCAGCGGGACAAGAUUGUUGGUUAAACCACCAGUUCACGCCCCGGCACUGUCCUGCUAUUGCAGUAAACUGCACCCUGACCU
This is a messenger RNA of Chara braunii, 1845 nucleotides long. The record is from the annotation of a GenBank genome assembly. NCBI's taxonomy places the organism in Eukaryota, Viridiplantae, Streptophyta, Charophyceae, Charales, Characeae.